Messenger RNA from Culicoides brevitarsis, 2256 nucleotides. RefSeq names its product neuropeptide-like 1 (gene Nplp1). The coding region runs from base 136 to 1713 and encodes 525 amino acids. NCBI's taxonomy places the organism in Eukaryota, Metazoa, Arthropoda, Insecta, Diptera, Ceratopogonidae. The record is from RefSeq and is a predicted model, not a curated record. The transcript is spliced from 6 exons.
CUUAGGAAUUAUUUUUAUGUUUUGAUUGUGAAAAAUAUAAAAAAUACGUGUUGUAUCAUAAAUAAUAAAAAAAAUAUUAUUUUUGUGAAAAAAAAUAAAACGUUUACUGAAUACGAAAUAAGAAAGGAAAGAAAAAUGAAAAGAGGAUCUCAGCAUCAUUUUACGCACGUUUUCAUAAGGAUUACUUUACUCUUUUGUUUAUGUAUAAAUGCAUUUACCUCUGCGGAAUCUCUCACAGCGUGCGAACUCGAACAAGUUUUAUCAGAAAUCGUGAAUCCCGAUCAAGGCUAUGAGUUGCAUGCCGCCGCAUUACGUAACCAACUGAGAAAUCUGAUGGACAGAGAAUUAACGGAAGACUAUCAGAAUGUGGAUGACGAUGCGCUUUACGAGAAUUACGACAAGCGUUCCAUUGCAACUCUGGCACGUGAAGGUCAUCUCAAGGGCAGCGCUGGCAAGCGUAAUGUUGGAGCAUUAGCACGUAGCGGCAUGCUUCGUGGCUCCCAAAUUGACGCUAUCAAACGUAGUUUGGCAACUUUGGCUAAAAAUGGUCACUUGCCAUCAUCUGUUCCCAGCUCAAAAGAUCCCGAAGAAGAAACUGACGAGUCACAAUCUUCGGAAAAACGAAGUAUUUCAUCGCUGGCUCGCAACCACAACUUUAUGAUGAACGGAAAACGAAGCAUGGUGGAAAGAGUUCGGAACAGAAUUCACCCAAAUCAAGUAAAUACCAGCCCGAAACGUAAUUUGGCGGCUUUGGCACGUGGUAAUUUGCUUGUACCUACUACGGGAAAACGUAAUGUUGGUAUGUUGGCACGCGAUUGGAGUCUACCGAAUCAUCAGAAAUCGCCGACGAGCAAGAGAGACACGAGUAAAGUCGAGGCUGGUCAUGAAGAUGAAAAACGCAACGUGGGUGCUCUCAAAAACUCACCAGUCCAUGGCAACGGUGGCAACAAACAACACAAACGAGAAGUUUCUUACACAAUCAUGGACGAAAUAACGACUCCGGAAUUGAUUGAACCAAACUACCAGUCGUCUCCCUUCGAUUACGAAGAGUUGGCACAAGCGAUGGACGAAGCAUACCCAUUUGCGUACAAAAGUAACGAUGAAAAGCGAUACCUUGGCUCCUUCAUGCGUUCUGGUUAUCGGAGUGGUCUCCGUUCAUAUCGCACAUAUCCGUACAAUAAGCGUUACGUAGGUGCAUUAGCUAGACUAGGGAUGCUAAGGGGCGACAGCUCGUACAGACAACGGCCUGAAAAACGUCAUGUUGGAGCUGCUUUCAGGCCGGAUUUUACCCCCCACACGACCUACGCCGGCGGCCCAUCGUCAACGGAAUUUGUAGACGCUGUUAUACCGGCUAUGCAAACGUCAUUAGCUGGGACACCGCGGGACUAUCUGGCUCAACAACAGACUGGGGCGAGCCGCAACAACCACCACGCGUUUCCGCCCUCCACUGGAGAAAAUUUCGACCGCAAUCCUUAUUAUCAUCAUCAAUACGCAGCUCCGAGUGAUUUGCCGGAACAACAACCAGAACUAGACAAUAAUAAUGAUAAUCUUAAACAAGACAUCAUGUUCAACUUAGACGCCAUUGACACCACAGACUUGCUCGAGAAUCAGCGGCAAAUGCGUUGCUAUCAACGUCUUAAGGAAAUUUAUGUACAAAUUAUGACUGAAAAUGACAUGCCAUACAAUGACUUGACAGAAAGUGAUUUGUUUUAAAGAAAGAGUGUCUUGUUUAAUGUUUUAUCUGUUUUUUUUUCUAAAUAAAUAUAAAACUUCUACGACAUAUCCAACUAUAUGAAUUCCCACAUUUUACGUAUGAAUAGUUAGAAAAAAUAUUUGAGUCAUAUCAAAGUACAUUAAGACCUCCUUUUUAUAAAAACAUUUAUUUAUAUGACAAAAAAAGAUUCCAACUAGUUAUAAAAGUACAUUUAAACACAUUAUAUUAUUAUGAAAACAGAAAUGGAGUUGGUGAAGACAUUUUUCUCAAGUAAGUAACAUUUUUAAGAUAUUAAUUUUAUUCAUCAAACAUGUAUGUUGCUGACAACUUGUAGAGAUCUUCAUCAAUUCCAUUUCAAGUUGUCCCUUUUGAUCUCUAGUUAUAUGAAGUCCAUUAAUUAUUUACUGAUUCAUCAUUAAUUUGCCCAUAAUUGCUCUAAAAAUACUAAUUUUUAAGGCUGGAAUUAGUAUUGUUGGCAUGCAAUUUAUUUUUUUUAAUCUUUUAUUGAAAUAAAUUUAAAAUUUAAUUAACUAAAAAUAUUA